Molecule: messenger RNA, 5596 nt
Organism: Tribolium castaneum (red flour beetle)
Lineage: Eukaryota; Metazoa; Arthropoda; Insecta; Coleoptera; Tenebrionidae
Gene: chb
Product: chromosome bows
Exons: 21
Coding region: 178-4533 (1451 amino acids)
Biological process (GO): microtubule cytoskeleton organization
Cellular component (GO): cytoplasmic microtubule; cilium
Molecular function (GO): microtubule binding
Source: RefSeq, a predicted model, not a curated record
UCUGUCUGACGGUUGUUGUCAAAUCUGUCAUGUUGUGGAAAUGAAUAUGGCGGCGUGAGAAAGCCCCCAAAAUUAGUUUAUUAGUGGAUUAGUGUCGAAAGUACUGUUUAUUGUGGUAGUGUAUCAUCAGAGGCGUUUUUUCCAUGAAAUUAUACAACACUUGAUAAGACAGCCACAAUGGCAUAUUCGCUGCCAAAAGACUUGGACGGGUUCAUCCCGCAUUUGUCCAAAGCAGACACGAGGUUUCGUCUGCAGGUUGGGACCGAUCUUUUGGCCUUCUUGGCGGAGCCCUCGAACUCCGUUUAUUGCCAGGACAUUGGCUUGCUCAUCGAUGGCCUGAUACCUUGGAUGCAAAGCAGCAAUUACAAGGUCUCCAGCAAUGGCAUCGAAGUUAUGACAUAUCUGAUAGAUCGGCUGGGGACUGAUUUCAGACCAUACCUACAAACAGUAUUACCAAACGUGAUAGAUAGACUGGGCGACGCUAAAGACACAGUUCGCGAAAAAGCCCAACUAUUAAUCCUGAAACUGUUAGAACGUAACGUUCUUUCUCCGCAAACGCUCCUCGAAAAACUCACUCCGGGAUUCACGCACAAAAACGCCAAAAUCAGGGAAGAAGUCCUACGGUGUCUCCUCAACACGCUCAACGAACACGGUGCCCAAUCGUUGACGAUAAGUCGCUUCAUCCCCGACAUCGUGAAACUCUUGUCGGACCCAACGUCGUCUGUGAGGGAUACAGCGUUUAAUACGUUGGUCGAUUUGUAUAAACACGUCGGCGAGAAACUAAGGGUGGACUUGCAAAGACGCAAUAUUGUCCCUCCGGCUAAAUGGCAGGCAUUGUCUGCAAGGUUUGACGAAGUGAAAGAUAGUGGGGAAUUGCUCCUGACGGCGACUAGGAAUGAUUAUUGUACAGAUGAAAUAGACAGGGCAGCGAUGCAGAAACCGGUGGUUCCAGUGAAGAAGGCGAAUCUAGGAAGUGCUGCCAAGCCCAGGACGCUCACGACGGCCAGCAGCGCGAACGCUGUUUUAAGCAGAGUGGGUUCCCUGAGAAAACUGCCUUUUUCAUCUGGCUCAGCCGGCAGCGUGGACGAGGAAACUUUCACGAAAUCGUUCGAGGACGUGCCACCCGUCCGAAUUUUUUCACCUCGCGAAGUAUCCGAUCACAUGAAAAAUAUCUAUGACACGAUAUCUGAUCCAAGCAAGGAAUGGAACAAACGAGUCGACGCUCUGAAAAAAAUCCGAUCGUUGAUACUAGCCGAUGCGAUGAAUUUCGAAGAAUUCCAUCAGGGCCUUAAGCAACUCGAUAUUCCUCUUCAGGCAAUAAUUAAAGAUCUAAGAUCGCAAGUCGUGCGAGAAGGUUGCAUCACGAUCGCAUAUUUGGCGCAGAUUUUAGGAAGUAAAUUCGAUCGAACCGCCGAAAUGCUUUUGUUACCCUUAAUUAACUUAAUCCAGAAUUCGGCAAAGAUUAUGUCUACAUCGGGAAUUGUUACUUUGAGGUUUAUUAUCCAGAACAUUCACAGUCCGCGACUCAUUCCCAUAAUUACAACGCACGCAGCCACGUCGAAAAGCAAAGAUAUUCGCAGGUACUGCUGCGAGUUUUUAGACUACAUUUUGAACAAUUGGCCGACGCAUUCGCUGGAAAAGCACGUGGCUGCGCUGCAGGAGGCCGUUAAGAAGGGAAUCGCCGAUGCUGAUCCCGAAGCCAGGGUCUCAUCUCGAAAGGCUUUUCGAGGAUUUCGCGAGCAUUUUCCGGACCAAGCGGAAGCGCUUGUACAGUCACUAGAACCCAGUUAUAGGAGAGCGUUACAAGGAGAUGGAAUGUCAGCUAGCUCUUCUAAUAAUAAUCUGGCUAGUGGAUUCAAGACGCCGAGGGUUUAUGGACGCAGCGUUGCAACGCCGUAUAGUGCAACAGGCAGUACAGAAAACCUUUCUGGUACUGGUAGUGGCCUUCAUAGGGCUCCUUCUUUGCCCCGCAGCUACAGGCAACGUAGUGGUAUACCCGUGUUAUCCAAAGAAAAUUCUGGUCGUAAAGGUUUUCGAAGCAAUUCGGCAAUCGAUUUGCAAGCAGCGCAACGAGCAAAAGUGCGGUCUCAAUAUGCCGCAAUGGCUCGCAAUAAAAUAGCGUCCGGAACGGCCAGUUUGCAGGGAGAGGUUGCGCAACAAGCACGGCCAAGAAAAACCCCAGAGACUGCAGCCACACAAUCACCGGAGCGUUUGGGACGAACUAGGAACAGGAAUUCGCAGUCACAACCGACUAGUAGAUCCGGUUCACCGAGUUCACGCUUGGCCUAUUUGUACAAUCGUAGCACGGAACAUGAUUCUCCCCGACCUCGAAGACUGUCGUCGGGGAUUCCCCGGUCUACAACCGGCUCACGCGACACUUCGCGUGAAACGAGUCCGAAUCGUUCAACUUUGGGCAGGUUUAGACGGGGUAGUGACAGGCCGCCUCUGAGCCCGGCCUCUAGGCCGGUGUUAGCCCAGAAAAUAUUGCAACAGAGUCGUGAAGCCGAAAAUGCUCUAGCUGAUGUUUUACAAAACGACUCGACUGAUCAUUACAGGAGCCCCCGGAAGUCUAUGAGAUCGAUUGACAAUCAUUCUGAUGAAUCGGAGACGUCGAGCGUGUGCUCCGAACGCUCUUUCGAUUCUUUCAGACGACCGAGUGAUUCAUACUCAUGGAGCGGUUCGCAACAAAGACUAUCAAGCAGGGAAUUAUGGGAACCCUGCCGUGACAUCAACGAGAUCAUAGUUUUGUGCGCCAGCACUGUCUGGCAGGAGCGCAAAGACGGCUUGCUGUCCUUGCAGCACUACCUCAGCACCGAAGUCCCGCUAACCCCCGGCGAACUCAAACAUCUCACCGAAAUCUUCACCAAAAUGUUCAUGGAUUCGCACACGAAAGGUCUCAGCGUAUUCCUCGACACCUUACACGAAGUGAUCAAGAUGCACAAAAACGAGCUCCACAGCUGGGUCUACGUUCUCCUCCAGCGAGUUUUCGUCAAAAUUGGAACAGAAACUCUCAACUCCGUCCAAUCGAAACUCAUGGCGACCUUGGAUAUCAUUCGAGCGAACUUUCCCAUCCCCUUGCUCAUCUCCAACGUUUACAGAUUCCUAGCCGAUGCAACCCAGACCCCUGGCCCAAAAGUCAAAACUGUGGUUUUAACGUUUUUAACAGCGCUUUGUAACUCGGCCGAUGGGAGUCAGUUGACCGGGGCGCCGCCAGCUAACCAAGCUUUACAAAAAAUUAUCGCUUUCACUCAAGACACAAAGUCGGUGGAGUUGAGGAAUGCGGCAAAGAUUUGCAUCGUGGCGAUGUGGAACUGUAACACGCCGCUGAUGACGAUGAUGUUGUCGGAGCUGCCGAAGGAGCAGCAGGAUGUUGCGAGGAAUAUAGUGCACAAUCAUAUGCGCAAAAAUUCGACCGGGAGCGAGCCGGGAAGUCCGUCUGUGAACGCAAGCCCUAAAACUCUGUCGCCGGGGACUCCCCCGUUGCGGGAGGGCCUGGACCAGGAGGAGAUUUACAGGAGUUUGAGGAAAACAACAGCGGAAAUACAAAAUUAUAGCUACGAAACGUUGAGUUCGAAGUUAGAUAGGGAUAGGGACACUACAUCACAAGAUUCGGGUAUUUCGCAAAUGUCGGUAGGGAAUGACGUUAAAAAUGAAAUCGGGAUUUUGGAAGAGAGGAUGGAAGAGUUGAAUAUUAGGGCGAAUUUUAAUUCGAGGUCUGGACCGCGGUCUUUACCACCCUUUACGUCAGUUAAUGGAAUUUCUGAUAGUGAUUACAACGGUUACAAAAGCUUAGGGGAAUGGAAAGACACUGAUAUUAUUAAAAAUAUUUUGGAGAAGUGUGUCGUUGACCAUCCAACACCGAUUCAAGAGAAAAGGCUGUUGCUAUCUCAACUUAUUAACAUGAUUAAGCAAGGCCAGACUGAUGCAGUUAUCCAGAAUUUUAAGAAAUUACUACGUUUGUUGAUAGAUAAUUUGAAUGAGAAAGACAUGAACAUCAGGAUAACAGUACUGGAAAUUCUGCGUGCUAUUUUCGAAAGCAAAGAAAUGAAAAAUUCUUGGUCUGGUUUCGUUGAAUUGCUCACAUUGAAAGUUUUAGCCGCCCAUUGCGAUGAAAAGAAAGAGGUGCUGAAAGCGGCCGAGCAGACAGCCGCCGCAAUGGUGGUCUGUCCCUUCAACACGACUGUGAUGACCUUGGCGUCUUGGAUCCAAACCAGUGAAUACCCCCCAAUACUGGGGGCCAUUAAAAUGCUUACCAAACUGAUAGAGGCAAAUGCCGAAGACGUCACCGACGAACAUUUGGGGCAAAUAAUGCCAGGGUUAAUAAAGGGUACGGAUCAUGCGGAAAGUCCCGUGCGUAAAAGUUCGAUUUUCUGCAUGGUGGCGUUGUAUAAAGCUGUGGGAGAAGAGCGACUGAACCCUUACAUCUCGUGCUUGUCAGGAAGUAAACUGAAAUUGUUGCGGUUGUACAUUAGCAGGUCUCGGCAAAAUACAACGUCGGUACCAACGAGCCCGAAAAACACAGCAACUAGCUAGUCCGAGGAAAGUUGCAAGUAAUCUUCCAAAAGAGACAUUUUUCGUAUUAUUACUAGCACAUGUUAUUUAAGCUUAAUUAUUUCGACGUAAAGAAGAAAGUAGGCUAGUUCUUGUUCUGAUUUGAAUUUUUACAAGAAACAAUGUGAUGUCUUAAGGAUCUAAAAACGAGAAACUUGGAUUUGUAAAUAGCGUAAAUAUAGUCAUUCAUUGCUUUUUACGUGUUAAUUUUAUCUAACCCUUUUACUAAUGUUACUGUUGAUUUUUUCUUUUUAUUAAUUUAGACGCACUAAAGUUAUUUUAAGUGCCAUUUACAUAAUCAACGCGGGAGAUGUGAAACAAAAACAACAAUUUUUUCGAAAUGCGGCAGUUGAGUUUGUUCUCGAAGGAGGUUGUAGUUGUAAGUCCUGUUACUUGUAAAUAAAUGUCGACUGUUGUUUUUGUUACCUUUUCUUCAUUGAUAUUUAUUUAAUGUUUCAUUUUUUUAUUUCAGGAGGUAAUGUAAACUGUGUCUGCAUUUAAUUUUCGUGUUGUGAUUAUCUGUAGAGUCAUUAAAUAAAUUGUUUACAUCGUCAUUGCACAUUAAGUUAUGAUAUUUCCCUAGUCAUAGUUCAUCUGAAUAUUAUUGUUGUCACUUAAGUUUUGAUAGUAUGGAAACUGGAUAUAUUUAAAUUUUGAUGUUUCUUCUAUAAAUAAGACGUUAUUAAUGAUGUUUAUUAACUUUAUGACCUUUAUUGAGAGUUUUGGCUGUUUAAUUGUUUCUGCAAAAUUAAUCUGACUAUGGUUUAACGUGACGCAAAUAUUUCAGUAGUGUUAUACUGCAGGUUUUUUACAUAGAAAUUUCAAGUGUUAGCUUAAAGAAAUGAUAUUUUAUAUGCCAAAUAAUAUAUUAACUGUAUGUGCUAUAACUUUUUUUAAACCAAACCCUUUGUAGCCUGUAAAUACUGUAUUUUAGGACUAGCGCUGUAUAUCACUUGGAAGUAAAAUGCUUUACUAUUAUUUCCACUUUAUUUGAGGAAUAACCACCCCAGAUGUACAUUUCAUUAUGAUUAAAGAUUAAUUUCAA